UUUACACACUCAGCUCACACAGCCUGCGGGGUUGCACGCUCGGCACACGUGGGUCAGGGGGUUGCCCAUUCUGCUCUCACAGGCCGGGGUGUGCACGCUUGCCUCGCACACAUGGGUCAGUGGGCAUGCUUGGGCUGGGGGUUGCACGCUUGGCUUGCACGCCCAUGUUUGCAGUAGCUCCCCUGCGAUGCACACACGUGUGCCCGGGAUUUGCACACCCCCAUCCCACACACAUGGGCCUGCUCAGCUCCUACCCCUUCCUGCAGGGAACCCAGGCGUCCUGCACCCAGGGGUGGGUAAUGGGGCGCUGGGAUCUUGCCGGGGGGGUGGCCUGGCUCUGACCUCUGCCCCCCGCAGUACCUGGGCCACGCGGAGGUGGAGGAGUCCCGGGGGAUGCACGUGUGCGAAGAGGCCGUGAAGAAGCUGAAAACAAGCGGGCGCAAGUCGGUGAAGUCGGUUCUGUGGGUGUCGGCCGACGGGCUGCGGGUCGUGGACGACAAAACAAAGGAUCUCAUCGUCGACCAGACCAUUGAGAAGGUUUCGUUCUGCGCCCCCGACCGCAACUUCGACAAGGCCUUUUCCUACAUCUGCCGCGACGGCACCACGCGCCGCUGGAUCUGCCACUGCUUCCUGGCCCUCAAGGACUCG
Terrapene triunguis (Three-toed box turtle) is the source of this 648-nucleotide messenger RNA. RefSeq names its product numb-like protein. Lineage: Eukaryota; Metazoa; Chordata; Testudines; Emydidae. The annotation marks the transcript as partial. The transcript is spliced from 3 exons. The record is from RefSeq and is a predicted model, not a curated record.